Cylas formicarius (sweet potato weevil) is the source of this 2554-nucleotide messenger RNA. RefSeq lists its product as uncharacterized. The record is from RefSeq and is a predicted model, not a curated record. Lineage: Eukaryota; Metazoa; Arthropoda; Insecta; Coleoptera; Brentidae. The coding region runs from base 66 to 2324 and encodes 752 amino acids. The transcript has 9 exons.
UCGUACUUACCUUUGUUUACCAUCUUAACAAGACUUUUUUUGCCAUCGCAAAGUAAUGAUCAGUUAUGUUCGGUACUUCUAAGACGAACCGUAAAAUGGAAUUAGUUUGUUUUCUCGUAUUUAUCGUUCUGGGAGUCCGUUCGAAUCCCCUUCCCGAGGGACACCCAAAUAGCGGUUGCGGAAAAAUAUACUCCGAUGAUGAGUUCAUCAUAACUAGUGACAAUUACCCGGGGCAAUACCCACCAAACCAAAAUUGCUUCUAUCUAUUGAAAGGCGAUAAUUGUACAACCCGCUUUAAAUUCGAAUUCGUCCACUUCGAUAUCCAAAGUUCCGUCGGUUGUACCGGUGAGAGGCUAGAGAUUGGAAACCAAGACGCUUUGUGCGGAUCGAAAAACGGCACCAAAAUAUAUUUAGCCGAAAACGGGAACUUGAAAUUGAAAUUUAUUUCCCAACCGGGUUCAGUCGCCGGUACUGGUUUCCAAAUUUUUGUGAAAAGGUUGGGGUGUGAAAUAGAAGAGGUUAGCACUACCACAACGGUAUCAUCCCUAAUCACAUUAACCAGAUGCUGUAACGACAACAAUUUUAGUUCCAAACGAUUUUUUAUAACUAGUCCGAAUUUUCCACAUUCUAUAGACGCUGAAAAAGACUGUUCGUAUGUCAUAACAAAAAAUAACGAAAACGUCUGCAGGUUGAGGAUUCACGCGUUGUUUUUCUGGCUUGGCGAGCCCUCGUAUAAUGGUUGCCCUCGCGGGUAUUUGGAGAUAGAUGGCAAAUAUAUCUGCGGUUGUAAUGCGGACGUAAAGCUAACGUCUAAUUUUCGAUUUUCCAACCACAAAAUACUCAAUUUUCGAGUAUUCGGGUCACAAUUAAACACAAUCUCUGGAUUUGUCCUAGAAGUUUUUCAAGACGAAUGUCCAAAACGAUACUUACCAGAGGAUGGUUCGGUUAGUAAAGGAUACCACGAAAGUCGAUGGCCUAAUAUUGAGCAACUCCAGCUGGUGCAUGAAAAAAGUGACUUGUUUUCACCCGACACCAACACACACGAAGGAUUGGCAAGCAUAUUUAGACACGUUUACGUGUUCGCUCCGAAGCAAGAGAAUGACGUUUGGUUGAAUAUGGAACCUCAAAAAUCCACUUACAUAGAUACAUUUUCUAUAAAUACUUUGUUGUCCAACGUGUACAAUUAUCAGAAAUGUGCAGAGUGGAACCAAGAGCAAUUGAUAUAUUUAAGUAACAAAUUCGGAGGAAGUUUUAAUAGCGAUUGCAAAAGUUUCAACGAGAUGUCUUACGGAAAGAACUGUGUAAUUUUGAAUUCCCUGGCCGGCAAGAUUGCGAACAUGUGGCCGUUUUGGGGCAGACAAAAUUCGUGUUAUAGGUUUCAGACGCAGCCUGGUUAUUGCGAGAUAAAGUUGACUUUUAAAGAAUUUGACAUGCCGCAGAGUAGUAAUAAUUGUGGAAACGGAUAUUUAUCAUUUGGAAAUAAGUAUCGAUACUGCGGGAAUCAACUGAAGGAUACCACUGCGAUACUAAACGUUCAAAAACGCCCCUACCAGGAAAUGAGGUUUGUGUCGAAUUUGUUCUGUUGUCGGAAAGGGUUUUCGGCAAUUUACAGACAAAUCCCGUGUCAGGAUCCGUACUAUCCAAUUACUCCCGCAAAUCCUCCUUGGAAUUCAGAUGGAGAUCACACUCCGAAAUCAGUACCCAAUCAGUGUGAAAAAAUUAUCCGGCAAGAAUCAUUUAUUUUAUCGGGAUAUGACAUAUUAGAUUCGUGUAACUACACGUUAAAACGGAUAUCCAAUGACGUGUGUAAGUUAGAACUGCUUUUCGAAUAUUUUGAUACAAAGUGCGCAGCCGAGAAAAUAGUUGUCGAUGGGAUAUCCUAUUGCGGCCUACUGACUGGACAACGGGUAUUACACAACUUCACGAACGACAAAGUGAUUGUUUAUCAGAAAAAUAAUCUGGCAUCGCUUGAAAGUAACCGGGCGAAUUUUAGGAUCAGCGGAAUUCAAAUCUCAAACAACUGCGAGCCGGACUUUCCACCGCCACAAAGGAUCAUAGCCGCAAACAUAGUGCAAAGCAAUAAGACACAGCAGUUUAAUUAUACUAGUAGCAUUCUGCGUGGUAUUUGUCAAGUUAUUCAAAGUAUUGAAGAGACCGAAAACUACCCAAAAAAUUUGUGUUUUAUCCUGAAAAGUUUAUAUCCAGCAAUCGAAUGCAAAUAUUUUGACGAUGCAGGAAACUCGUUUGACGAUGGAAAUCCGCCGCAGCUGAAACUGAAACUCGAUAAUGGAAAUUCACUCGAAAUAAGAAAACUCGACUGUUAAUUUAGUAGGAAUCGAUUAGCAUAUUGCAUCGGGAUCGACUGAGCAAGUGCAAGCAAUAAGACGAAAUGUAAACCAACAAAUGAAAGAGAUGGCAAAAAUAAACAUUUGAUUCGAAUUUCCUAUAUAAAUUGGGUAUUUGAUUAAAGAAAUUAGUCGAUGUUAACGAAUUGAUUAUUUGUUAAUUUUAAUUGGUUUGUUAUCAAUUUUGUUGCGUUUGUUUUCAAUUAAAA